Coccomyxa subellipsoidea C-169 is the source of this 1656-nucleotide messenger RNA. RefSeq lists its product as hypothetical. The transcript has 6 exons. Gene Ontology annotation, molecular function: ditrans,polycis-polyprenyl diphosphate synthase [(2E,6E)-farnesyl diphosphate specific] activity. Gene Ontology annotation, cellular component: dehydrodolichyl diphosphate synthase complex; endoplasmic reticulum membrane. The record is from RefSeq and is a predicted model, not a curated record. The coding region runs from base 1 to 1656 and encodes 551 amino acids. Lineage: Eukaryota; Viridiplantae; Chlorophyta; Trebouxiophyceae; Coccomyxaceae.
AUGUUCCAGUGGCUGCUGUUGCUUCUUUUGCAGACGGUCUUUCUCGUAGAAAGUUGGCUGAGAGCGAGAGCAAAUGGUCUUGUGAAGGCUCACCAUUCCGACCUGGCUGGCAUGCUCUCCAAUGACGGAAAGCUCACAUCACCAUAUACGUUCAGCAUCGAGGUUGGAUAUCCCAUACUGGCGAAAGCAGGCAAGGUGCUACACUCGCUGGUGACUCAAAGCACAGGGGCGAAUGGGUCUGAGCUGCCUGGCAUGGACAGCCACUCCCCGCGCUCAUGCGCAUCAGACCCCUGCAGCGUGUCAUCGCUCAGCACCUCGCCAGAGAGCACUCCCAUGCGCGCCCGCCCCGGCGCUGAGUCACCCUCAGCCACCAGCGCAGUUCAGGGGAGGAUCCUACAGUCAAACGCAGACCCUGCCGCCAGCGAUGGACACCCCAAGCGCGCCAGCCUUGCCAGCAGCCCCCUGCCAAGCAAGCUGCUCGCCACCAAAGCGAAUGGCCAGAAGGCAGGGGUGAGCAGCAAGCAGAGCAGUGGUUCUGGGAGUGCGCUGAUACCCGCCAGGCCGCCAAGCCGGAUGGCUGCGGCUGUGGCUGUGGCGAAGGCCGAGAGCAGCGGCGACCUGAUGGGCUUCCUCAGCAUGCUCGCAGCUAGGCAGACUGGCAGCAAAGCGCCUUUGGAACUCCGCUCACGCGAUGACAGCAGCCUGCCGGUGCAGACUGAUCCCAGCAGGGACUAUAUCCCCAACGGCUGUGACGGAGUCUGCAGCGAAGCAAGCACGUCCAGCUUCACAUUGGGCAAUGGUGCAGACCUGCCCAGCAGAGCUGCCGCGGCCGAGGGGGCGCCAGGAUCCGGCGGUGCAGUUCCCAGCGGCAGCAUGGACCUGAUCGAUGGCGAUGCAUGGCUGGCAGGCAAUGGUGAUGUCAGCACCGCUGAGGAAGGGGGGGACUGGGUCGCCAAGAAAGGCUCGUUGAGGUGGAUAAAGCAGCGCGGCGGGGGCGCGGAAGUUGAUGGAGGCGGCCCGAUUAGGCGCCGUGCCAGAAGAGGCAACCGCGCACGCGGGGAAAUGGGCUAUGCGCUGCUUCGUGGCCCCUGGACCUGGGGAGAUAAUGCGGACGCAGGCGCUACGGAGCCAGAUCAGGACGCAGGCAUGCUCAGGAGCGUCAGCCAUGGGGGGCUCAGUCAUGACAGCGACUCAGCGUUUGGCUGCGAGCAGUAUUUUGGCGAGCAGGAUGAGGAGGCCGAAGGGGAUGUUCUUGAGUGCAGCAGCAGCGCUGAGAAGGGCAGCAAAGGGAAGUUGUUCAACCUGAGCGGGGGUCAGAGCACAGAGGACCUGCUCAAUGCCUUCACCAAGGAUCUGGCAGCAGCUGACGAGCCGCCGGCCAAAUCCAAUCAGAGGGGCGGUGCCAGAAAGGCAAAGCAGCCGCUGACACCUGCUGAGCUGGACGAGCAGAUUGCCAGCCUGGCAGGCCCAGCAGCAGUCAGGGAGCCUGAUUUGGUCCUGGUGUUUGGCAGGACCUUCACCCUCGCUGGCUAUCCUCCCUGGCCGAUCCGGUUCAGCGAGAUUUACCACAUGGGCGAAUUGACUCAAUUCACCCGGCGCAAGCUGACUGACGCCCUCCAGCGAUACUGCAGAACCCCUCAACGAUUUGGCACAUAA